Messenger RNA from Bufo bufo (common toad), 1101 nucleotides. Its product is annotated as olfactory receptor 1J4-like. The annotation marks the transcript as partial. Gene Ontology annotation, molecular function: olfactory receptor activity; G protein-coupled receptor activity. The record is from RefSeq and is a predicted model, not a curated record. Gene Ontology annotation, biological process: G protein-coupled receptor signaling pathway. NCBI's taxonomy places the organism in Eukaryota, Metazoa, Chordata, Amphibia, Anura, Bufonidae. The transcript has 2 exons. Gene Ontology annotation, cellular component: membrane.
AUGCCGUACCGGGUUCCCGAGGCUCGGCAACAAACCAUCUCGGAUGAAGUACAGCUGAUGCUGCGGCUAGAUGUCAUUGAGGAGUCCAAGAGUGAGUGGGCCAGCCCAAUAGUCCUGAUACCCAAGCUGGAUGGGACGUUACGGUUCUGUAACAAUUUCUGUAAACUCAAUGAGGUCUCUAAAUUUGAUGCCUAUCCCAUGCUCCGGGAGAACAAUCUGACUUCGGUCGUAGAGUUUUUCCUCUUAGGCUUUCAAGCUGGUAAACCUUUAAGACUUUUCCUGUUCUCUCUGCUCCUUGUGGUAUACUCUAUAACAAUAUGUGGGAACCUCCUGAUCAUCACCUUGGUUUCCACCAGCAAGAACCUCCACACCCCAAUGUACUUCUUCAUCUCACAAUUGUCUGUCAAUGACAUCUUGUUACCCACUGAUAUUGUCCCCAACAUGCUUCACAUCCUACUGAAUAAUGGGGGGACCAUUACUUUUACUGGUUGUAUCACUCAGUUGUAUUUCUUUUGUGUCUUUGUGUUAUUUGAGUGCUUUAUUCUCACAGUGAUGUCCUAUGACAGGUAUGUGGCCAUCUGUAAUCCCCUCCAUUACUCCUCCAUUAUGACCAGUGGACAUUGUGUGAAGUUCAUCUGUUUAUGCUGGGUUGUAGCUUUCACACUUGUGCUCAUUUAUGUCGUAACAACGGCAACGCUAAGAUUUUGUAAACCAAAUAUUCUUGACCAUUUUUUCUGUGAUUAUAUUCCUCUUCUAGAAAAUUCUUGCUCUGAUACCCUUAUUGUGAAAAUCGAGGUUGGUUUUGUAAGUAUACCGGUAGUCAUUAUGCCAAUCAUUAUCAUAAUAGCAUCUUAUACCAAUAUCAUUGUCACCAUCCUAAGGAUCCCAUCCAGUUCUGGCAGAAAGAAAACCUUCUCCACCUGUAGCUCCCACCUCAUCGUGGUCUCCAUAUAUUACUGGACUCUGUUUAGUGUUUAUGUUGUCCCAACGAAAGGACUAUCAUCGACCACCAAUAAGGUCCUAUCACUGCUAUACACUAUGUUUACCCCAGUCAUCAACCCCUUUAUCUAUAGUUUGAGGAAUAAAGAUAUUAUGAAAGCC